AUGACAGAGAAAAAGGAGGAGAUGGUUUAUAUCGAGGAUAAAUCCGGCUCGUGUGCCGGAGAUGAGAAAACUGACCAUGGGAUGGCUGCUGCUGCGACAGACGAGGAACACAACCUGACUCUGAUGCAAGCUCUGAGGAAGUACCCUCAGGCUUGCUUCUGGUCCAUCGCCAUCUCGAGCGCUAUCAUUAUGGAGGGAUAUGAUAUCGUCCUGAUCUAUUCCUUCUUUGGACAGCCAGCAUUCGUCAAGAAGUAUGGCGAAUAUGAUGCUGCAACAGGAAAGUACACACUCUCGGCUGCCUGGCAAGCAGGUCUGGGCAAUGGCACGCAGAUCGGCACAGUCAUUGGUGCCUUCCUCAACGGCUAUCUUACCCACAAGUUUGGCUAUCGCAAGGUCAUGAUCGCAUCUCUUCUCAGUCUGCUCGCGUUCAUCUUCAUUCCGUUCUUCGCCCCAUCCGUUGAGGUCAUCUUAAUCGGCCAGAUUCUUUGUGNNGGUGAAAUCCCUUGGGGCGUGUUUGCAACGAUGGCGCCAGCAUACGCAAGCGAAGUCUGCCCAACCGUACUACGUGGCUACCUCACAGUCUAUGUCAACCUUACUUGGGCCUUUGGCCAACUCGUCGGCGCAGGUGUACAAUCCGGUGUGUCGGGUAUCACAACAGAAUGGGCAUACAGGAUUCCCUUUGCAAUUCAAUGGGCUUGGCCUUUGCCAAUCGCCGUAUUGGCCUACUUCGCUCCUGAAUCACCCUGGCAUCUCAUUCGUACUGGCAAUGACGAAGGCGCUUUACGCUCCAUCAAGCGCUUGUCUCCGACCAAAACUGAGUGUGAGCAUAAGGCUCAGCUUGCGAUGAUGCAACACACGAAUCAGCUUGAAAUGGACAUCAGCGCAGGCACAUCCUACUGGGACUGCUUCAAGGGCAUUGAUCGUCGCCGUACUGAGAUUGUAUGCAUGGUAUGUAGCCNNUUUGCUGCUCAACCUUUCUGUGGCAGCGCCAUGGGUGGCACCCCUACAUACUUCUUCAUCCAAGCUGGGCUUCCUACGUCCAUUUCAUUCAAAAUGACUGUAGGUGGCCUCGGCAUGGCUUCCGUCGGCACCAUCAUCUCGUGGUAUCUCCUGUCCGCUUUCGGCCGUCGCACCCUAUACCUCUGGGGCUUGGGUCUACUCAUCAUCGUCCUCACCACGACCGGUGCCAUCAGUGCUGCAGACGCCACCAGUGUAGCUGGCAACUACGCACAAGCUGUUAUGAUGCUUAUGUGGCUCUUCAUCUACUACCUCACCGUAGGCCCAAUCUGCUAUGCCAUUGUCGGCGAGACCUCAGCAACCCGCCUCCGCAACAAGAGUGUCUGUCUUGCUAGAAUCGCUUACUAUAUCGCCAACAUUACUUGCGGCGCUAUCAAUCCUUACCUCUUGAACCCAACCGCACUCAACUUGAAAGGAAAAGCUGGGUUCUUCUGGGCCGGAACGACGCUGAUUUUCUUCCUUUGGACCUUCUUCAGACUUCCAGAGUGCAAAGGACGUACCUAUGAAGAGUUGGAUGUGCUGUUUGCCAACAAGGUCAGGACGCGAGAGUUCAGAAAGUUCAAUGUCAACGUGUAUGCCGAGGNNGACGGAGAGACUCUUGUCAAGCAAGAGUAG
This is a messenger RNA of Aureobasidium musti, 1632 nucleotides long. NCBI's taxonomy places the organism in Eukaryota, Fungi, Ascomycota, Dothideomycetes, Dothideales, Saccotheciaceae. The record is from the annotation of a GenBank genome assembly.